AUGGCCUUGACAGACCCAACGUCACAAUGGCUUGCUCUCUCUUUGGUUCUGGAUAAAUUGUUGGAGCCAAUAGACAUUGUUCGUUUUGGCGCUGUUUGCAAACAAUGGCAUACUUUUGCGAAAACCUAUUUUCAAACAAACCCUAAACGCAACCACCAGAAGCUACUUCCGUUGCUCAUCAUCCCACCACCACUUGAAUCCGAUGACGGAAAUAAGACCCGAAGAAGAAUAUACAGCCUUUCGGAAACAAAAGUGUACGACAACAUUCACUUAAAACUUCCUUCCUAUACGAAAAGGUGUUGCGGCUCCUGCCAUGGUUGGUUAGCCACAGUAGAUGAUGAGCGUCUUGCUAUUACUCUCCAUAAUCCUUUCCAAACUGCAGCCGACCCCAUCCGUCUCCCUCCUUUGGAUUUCCUCGAUUUCCAGUUCACUGUCCUACCGCACCACAAAGCUAAGGGUCUCUAUGGAUAUUACGUCGCAAAAGUUGUUCUCUCAGCCGACCCUAUCCUAAGUCCCGACGACUAUGUUGUCGCGGUGCUCUGCGGUGUUUAUGCCAAGUUGGCUUUCAUUAAAAAAGGCCAAACAAGCUGGACUCUCGUCCCCGCCAAAGACGACGACGGCGACGACUUGUACAUGAAGGACCUCGUGUUCCAUAGAGGUAAACUAUACACAGUCGGAGAUGGUGGAUUAAUGAUGGCCGUGGAUUAUAAUGAUCAUAGCAGCAACAACAACAACAAAGCAGUAACGGAAGGAAGGAUACUUGUACCCGACAGAUUCAGUCAACUCGUGAUUAUCUUGUUGAGUCAACAAAGGGAGAGCUAUUCCUUCUCCGUAUAA
This is a messenger RNA of Fragaria vesca subsp. vesca, 837 nucleotides long. Its product is annotated as probable F-box protein At4g22165-like. Lineage: Eukaryota; Viridiplantae; Streptophyta; Magnoliopsida; Rosales; Rosaceae. The record is from RefSeq and is a predicted model, not a curated record. The transcript has a single exon. Bases 1 to 837 code for a protein of 278 amino acids.